CGUAUGAAGUUAUGGACUAUAGAGUAAUAUAUUCAUACGCCCACGACACAAAUCUUGACCACUUUUCCCUUUUCAAUGCACUUUUUCGCCCUUUCCUUUGCUCUCCUUCAUAAUGACUUCUCCUUCAUGUCAAGCUAUUUUCCUUACGGCACUGGAGUAGGGAAUUUCCGGGCGAAAUUUUGGUAAUUGGCUUUCUUAAUGGCUUUUACCCGACAUUGAUUAUGCUCGUUAUUAUCCAGUCAAUGCCAUACGACUAACUAAUGAAUGAGUCACUCUCUUCGGGUGUUUUUGAAUGACAUUAAAUUGAAGAACCCAAAAGCUUUUGCCUUUUCGCAUUCUCAUCAACUUUCCUUCUCUGUAAGUUUCCCAAAAUACUGUCCUGGGUUAUCUUCUCAGUGUUUGCGUAUGCGGUUUUCAUGAUCACACUAUCUGAAUGAGUAUAAAGUUAGAUUCUUUUGCAGUUUCAGGGGUUGGAAAGAUUGAAUCUUGAGGGUUUUGGGUAGUGAGGGUAAGAAGAUAGAGUGGGCGGGCGGGGAUCGUUGUUUCUGACAAUGGCUACUCAGAGUCAGAGAAGAGCAUUCGACCCUGUGAUUGGGGUAAGAAAUCGAGGCCGGGCUGGGGUGGCAUCACAGCUGCCAUCAUGGGUUUUCUCUGUUUCAAAUGCUGAAUCUGACAUGGAUACCUGCUCUGAUUCAGACGAAGACGAUGGUGGCAUGAGGUAUUCGUUUGAAACUUCGCCGCAGGAUGACAAGAUUCCCAAUGGCAGGCAAUCAACUGCUUCUUUUCGGUUCGGAAAAGGCGCUUCUUGGGCCCAUACAAAUGUACAUUCAAACGGGAGCAGUGGAAAAAAGGGAUUGAAUAUUAGGAUGGUCAAUGACGACAUUCCGAGUGCGCCACCCUUGGCUGGUUCUCACCAUGCUCAUCACCAAACUACUGAGCAUUUUAAAAACUUUGAGGCAGAUGUUACUUCAAUAUCUGGUGCAUCUCGUUGUUCUGCAACCACAGGUGAACCUUCCACUAGCACAUCACAAUGUUCAAAAAAAAGUAGAAUACCCGAUCCAAUUGAGAGGUCUGCUGCUAUAUCCAGUAAUCACUCGUUUUCUCAGUUUCCUACAUACCAAGCAAGCGGAAGAGGUACAUGGUAUGCUUUUGUUUCUUAUGAGGCAUGUCUCCGGCUUUGUCUCCACUCAUGGGCCAAAGGCUGCGCAGAAGCUCCUGUCUUCUUAGAAAAUGAAUGCGCUCUAUUACUAAAUGCAUUUGGAUUAAAGCAGGCGUUAUUACAACCCGAGGAAGAAUUAUUGAGGAAAACGUCAACAGAUCUUGUCAGUGAGGGAGCAAUGGUUAAAACAAAGAAAACUUUUGGCAAGAUGAAAGUCCAAGUGCGUAAAGUGAAAAUGGGUUUUGAACCACCAAACGGAUGCAGCUUUUCCUCUAUAAAGCCAUCAAAAGAAAAGAUUGAUUCACUUCGCUUUCAGAUUUCCAACUUAAAAUCAACACUCAGUUCUGAGUGGGGAGUAAUAAGGAAAGUCCGUGUUUCUCCCAGACUUCCUCCAAACGCCUCUAUUUCACAUCAAAGCUUGGCAGUUUUGCAUGCUGGUGCUCGGUAUAUGAAAGAUGUGUCCGGGAUUCUAAAACUUGGCUUUACUACCCUUAGAACCACUUCCAAAUCAUAUGAAGUGGUGCCAGAAACAUAUCCUUGUUUGCUGAGGGUGAAGAGUUUGCCCGAGGAGGAUGCUGUCAAAAUGCAGCCUGGAUCUACUGAAAGUCAUAUAUUCUUACCUGAUGGAAUUGGAGAUGACUUAAUUAUUGAAGUGCAUGAUUCUAAGGGAGUUUAUUGUGGCCGUGCCAUAGCUCAAAUAGCUGAUAUUUCUGAAGACCAGGGAGAGAAGCUUCGUUGGUGGCCCAUAUACCAUGAACCAGAGCAUGAAAUUGUUGGAAGAGUACAAUUGUACAUAAAUUAUUCUACUAGUGCAGAUGAAAGUCAUGAUACUAAGUGUGGGACUGUUGCAGAGACUGUUGCCUAUGACUGUGUUUUGGAGGCAGCAAUGAAAGUACAGCAGUUUCAACAAAGAAAUUUGUUGCUUCAUGGUUGUUGGAAGUGGUUGGUAUCUGAAUUUGCAUCCUAUUAUGGAAUUUCCGAUGCAUAUACCAAGCUAAGGUAUCUUUCAUAUAUCAUGGAUGUUGCAACACCGACUGCAGACUGUUUGGAUUUGGUUCAUGAUUUGAUGUUACCUGUAGUUAUGAAAGGCAGAACUAAAAACACCCUGAGUCACCAAGAGAAUCGUAUCCUGGGAGAAGUUUCUGAGAAAAUUGAGGAGAUCAUUGCUUUAGCUUUUGAAAACUACAAGUCUCUGGAUGAAUCAUUGCCAACAGGGAUAGCUGAUACAUUCAGACCAGCUACAGGAGAUGCUCCUCCAGCCCUUGCUUCUUCUUUAAAGCUCUAUAAUCUUCUGCAUGAUAUCCUUUCUCCAGAGGCACAGCUGAAGCUAUGCAGAUACUUUCAGAUUGCUGCAAAGAAGAGAGCCAAACAUCACUUGUCAGAGACUGAUGAAUUUGUAUCUAAUUACAGCGAGAAAAUAUUGAUGGAUCCUGUAGCUGUUUCCACAGCUUAUCAGAAAAUGGUCUCUCUUUGUUUGAAUAUCCGAAAUGAAAUUCUUACCGACUUGGAGAUCCACAGUCAAGAUGUACUCCCAAGUUUCUUGGACCUUCCGAAUCUUUCUUCAGCCAUAUAUAGCGCCGAGCUAUGUAACAGACUGCGUGCAUUCCUUAUAGCAUGCCCUCCAACUGGCCCAUCGUCUCCUAUGGCAGGCCUCAUUAUUGCAACCUCUGAUUUUCAGAGGGCCCUGAUUUCCUGGAACAUUAGUCCGGUCAAAGGUGGAGUUGAUGCAAAGGAGUUGUUUGACUUACACAUAAACCGUUGGAUCUAUGACAAAAGGCAGUCUUUGCUUGAUUUGUGCAAACUUGAUAAGAUGAAGUGGGCUGGAAUGGACACACAGCCUUCCACAACUCCUUUUAUUGAUGACAUCUAUGAUCGCUUAAAGGAGACCUUGAGUGAAUAUGAGAUUAUCAUCAGUCGCUGGCCUGAAUAUGUUUUUCCGUUAGAAUGUGCUAUAGCAGAUGUUGAGAAGGCAGUUAUGGAAACUUUGGAUAAACAAUAUGCAGAGGUCCUAUCUCCACUCAAAGAAAUAGGGGUUCCGUUUAAGUUAGGUUUGAAAUAUGUACAGAAAAUGACUAAAGGGAAUGUGGGUCCAUAUGCAGUUCCCAAUGAGCUGGGAAUUCUUUUGAAUUCCAUGAAAAGGAUGCUUGACGUUGUACGACCCCAAAUAGAAACUCAGUUCAAGUCAUGGGGUUCUUGCCUUCCCGACAGCAGCAAUGUGCUCCCAGGAGAGCGUAUCAGUGAGAUCACGAUAAUGCUUCGAACCAAAUUUAAAAGUUAUAUGCAAGCUUUGAUGGAUAAGCUUGUUGAAAAUACAAAGCUCCAGAAUACCACAAAGUUGAAGAAAAUAAUCCAAGACGCGAAGGAGGGUGUAAUUGAAUCUGAUUUGCGUAGUAGGAUGCAGCCUUUAAAGGAAAUGCUAGAAAAUAUGAUCGAUCAACUACAUGUAGUAUUUGAAACUCAAGUUUUUAUAAUUAUUUGCCGAGGAUUUUGGGAUCGAAUGGGACAGGACGUGCUGAAGUUUUUGGAAAAUAUUAAAGAUAGCAGGUCUUGGUAUAAUGCUUCACGUAUUGCCGUAACUAUUUUAGAAGAUAUAUUUGCAUCACACAUGCAGAAACUGUUGGGAAAUGCACUUCUAGAGAAAGACAUGGAACCUCCAAGAUCAAUUCUUGAAGUUCGGUCAAUGUUGUGUAAGAAUGCAGUGAAUGACCAAGACAAUGACUUCUUCUACUAAAACUUACCAUGGCAUGUAUGUAAUUCUAGCGCCACCAAACUGCGCCUUAGAAAUGAUGGGUAUCAUUUUUCUCAUACCUGAAGAUUUUUUUUCGCUGCAGUUCAACCUCAUUAGCGAUCCCUUGCAAGUGUAUGUAUUACUUGAUUCAACUAGUAUGAUGUUAAUAACGAUUGUACAUUCAGUCAAAAUGGCCGCAUACUAAAAAUACAAACUGAAACUUAUUGCUGCUGGCUGCAGUACACUUGAACAAAA
Molecule: messenger RNA, 4142 nt
Organism: Cuscuta europaea
Lineage: Eukaryota; Viridiplantae; Streptophyta; Magnoliopsida; Solanales; Convolvulaceae
Source: the annotation of a GenBank genome assembly